Brachypodium distachyon (stiff brome) is the source of this 1834-nucleotide messenger RNA. Its product is annotated as inositol 3-kinase. Gene Ontology annotation, biological process: myo-inositol hexakisphosphate biosynthetic process. NCBI's taxonomy places the organism in Eukaryota, Viridiplantae, Streptophyta, Magnoliopsida, Poales, Poaceae. Gene Ontology annotation, molecular function: kinase activity. Bases 305 to 1495 code for a protein of 396 amino acids. The transcript is spliced from 2 exons. The record is from RefSeq and is a predicted model, not a curated record.
GAGUUUUGCUACAGCAGUUGACGAGGAUCUUGUCGAGGCCGGGCCGAGACCCUGCAACCUUCCGUCUAGCGGAGUCAGCGGCCGCCGCCGCGCCAGCUCACACGUGCGCCGCCACCACGUGUAUACCUGCCCCGAGCACCGCCACGGCAUCUGUAAAGCCCCCUUGUCGCCUCCCGGAAUCACGCACCACCCGCGCGCAUUUAUUCCCCUCCGCUCCCGACCUUCCCCCGCGUCAUGCCGUCGCGCCCCUCCUCUCCCUCUCCCCCUCCCCCACGCACGCCACUUCUCCCGCACCUCCCCCACCAUGGCGCCGUCUCCUGCUGCCGUAGCCGCCGCGAUGCCGCCCGCGGCGGACCCCGAAAGGGAGGAGGAGGCGGAGCAGCAGCAGACGAAGUGGGGCGCCGCGCUUGAGGGUCUCGUGGUGGGGAGCUACUGCCACGACGUGCUCCUCCGGGGCGGCCGCGUCGUGGGAGAGACGCUCGGCGGGGCGGCGGCCUUCGUCUCCAACGUGCUCGACGCCGCGUCGCCCCCGGAGGCUUCCUUCGCCGUCGUAUCCAAGGUCGGGCCCGACUUCGCCUACGCUUCCGCGCCGGCGCCCGCGCGGCACCCGUCGCUGCUCUGCCCCGCGCCGACCACCUCCUUCCAUGCCCGCUUCUCCGACGCCGUCGCGUCACCGGCCGCGCACGCGCCCGACCGGCAGCUCAGGCGUGUCCACGCCUGCGACCCGAUCUACCCCGACGAUCUCCCUGAACGCCGUUUCGCCUACGGCCUCGCUGUCGGCGUCGCCGGGGAGGUGCUGCCGGAGACGCUCGAGCGCAUGAUCCGGCUUUGCCGCGCGGUGCUCGUGGACGCGCAGGCGCUGAUCCGGGCCUUCGACGCCGACGGCGGCGGCGGCGGCGCUGCCGUUCGCCACAUGGCGCUGGAGGGCACGCCGUAUGCUCGGCUUCUGCAGCGAGUAGCGUUCCUCAAGGCGUCGUCGGAGGAGGCGCCGUACGUAGGGGUGGAGACGGCGAGGCGGCGCUGCUGCGUGAUCGUGACAGAGGGGAGGGACGGGUGUCGGCUGUACUGGGAAGGUGGGGAGGCACGCGUGGCUCCCUUCCCCGCCGUCCAGGUGGACCCCACCGGCGCCGGAGACAGCUACCUCGCGGGUUUCGCCGUUGGGCUGCUUUGGGGCCUGUCAGCUACAGACGCCGCGCUGCUUGGCAACUUCUUCGGCGCAGCUGCUGUCUCCCAAGUUGGCGUGCCCACCUUCCAUCCCAAGAUGUUGCAGGCUGUCAAACAAAUACUCGAGGAUAAGGCAAUACAACGGUCUAAUCCAUGUAUAAACGGUGCUACGUUUACCUUCCAGAGAUCAAAUAUGCAUGACGAGUUGCACGCCUCUCUGGCAGGAGCGGCGAGGCUUAUGUGCGAGCUGCAAACUGAUCCGGCAACUGACAACAACGGUGCUGAUAUUUGCUCGGCACAGGUGCCGACUUCACCGUCAAGUGCAUGCUGACCUGAAGUUCACGGGGAAAUAAUGUGAAUCGGCCGUUCCAGAUUUCACAUUGAGAUCUGUAUAGCCAACUCGCGGAAAAGCUUGUUUUAUACAUAGCAUGUUGUGUAUCAUGCUCGGGUUAUUGUAGUACUGGAGGCAAAAUGGGGAAUGUAUGUGAUCGAGCUGAGCUAAAUCACUUGUGUGUGUCCUGCUGCUCUCUGCUCGAUAGAUUUUAGGCUCUCGUUAUUGUCACUUGCCAGGCAAUUUUCCGUUCGUCCUCAGGAAAAGCGAAAGGCAACUUUCCAAGGAUUUUUCAGGAGACGAACUACAUCCUGGAAUACCAACGGCUUGUUACCGCUA